Haemonchus placei is the source of this 546-nucleotide messenger RNA. Lineage: Eukaryota; Metazoa; Nematoda; Chromadorea; Rhabditida; Trichostrongylidae. The record is from the annotation of a GenBank genome assembly.
AUGGAUAAGUCUACGAUUGGAACUACUGCAAUGUCUUAUCUCAGGUUCUAUCGAAAGCUCCUACUUUUCCGUCCUCUAAAGCAUCUUCAAAUUCUCUGUGGGUCUUUCGAUCGCUCUCCUCUUCGUCUCCUCUACACCUUGGAAAGUCUUCAUGGUUCUAUCAACAGCUCCUACUUCUCCGCCUCCUCUAGAGCUCCUUCAAAUCUUCUGUGGUAUUUUCAAGUCAUGAGCUACUUCAAAUCCGCUGUGGUAAGUCAAUCGCUGGAUGUGUCCACUGAUCGAAACUACUUUAAUGCCUCAUCUCAGGUUCUUUCAAACGCUGCUGUUCUCUCCGUCUCUCCUCCUCAAAACCUCCUUGGAAACACCUGCGCUUAUAUCAACAGCUCCUACUUCUCCUCUCCUCUAAAGCUUCUUCAAAUUCUCUGCGGUAAGUCAAUCACUGGAUUAGGGUACCGAUUGGAACUACUGCAAUGUCUCAUCUCAGGUUGUAUCAAAAGCUCCUACUUCUCCGCCUCCUCUGGAGCUCUUUCAUACUCUCUGUGGUAA